Molecule: messenger RNA, 759 nt
Organism: Hansenula ciferrii
Lineage: Eukaryota; Fungi; Ascomycota; Saccharomycetes; Phaffomycetales; Wickerhamomycetaceae
Exons: 1
Coding region: 1-759 (252 amino acids)
Biological process (GO): import into nucleus
Cellular component (GO): cytoplasm
Source: RefSeq, a predicted model, not a curated record
AUGAACCACAUAGAUGAGCCAUUAACUGAAUAUGAAGAGCCAAGUCAUACCCUUUUGGUGUUAGGUGGUACCGGUUUAGUUGGAUCAGAAUUUCUCAAGUCUGCAACAGAAUCAGCCAACGUUCACAAAGUUUAUGUCCUUACCAGAAGAGAGCUUGUCAUUGAAUAUGACACUGAUAAAAUCAUUCCUAUAGUUGAAACAGACACCGCUAAAUGGGCUCAAAUUAUUUCUGAAAUUCCACUGAUUGACAUUGUCUUCUCCAGUUUAGGUACAACCAAAAGUGCUGCUAGAGGAUUGAAAGAACAACAUGCCAUUGACCAUGAUUUAAAUCUUGAAUUGGCUAAAGCCGCUAAGCUGAAUCAUGUUAAAACAUUUAUUAUAAUCACAAGUAUGAAUAAUAGUGCUUUAUCAACAUUUUUCCCAUAUUUUAGAAUCAAAAAACAACUUGAAGAUGAUUUGAAAAAACUUGGUUUUGGUCAACUUUUCAUCCUUCGUCCUGGGCCACUAGCUGGUGAUAGAUCCGUUUUGCAAUCAAGUGGACAUUCACUUGCCACACGUCUUUCAGGUUUUAUAGCCAAUACUUUCCAUGAAGCUUAUCUCGCAAAUUUAGUUGGGGAACCAAUCACUGCUGCACAGUUGGCUCAAGUUGCCAUGUAUUAUCUGAAUACCACCACCAGUCCAUCGAACUCAGAAGUGAAUACCAUCGAUAGUGGUGACAUGAUCUGGAUGGCCCAUGCUAUUGAUGAAGCUGAUUAUUGA